This is a messenger RNA of Brenthis ino (lesser marbled fritillary), 2460 nucleotides long. NCBI's taxonomy places the organism in Eukaryota, Metazoa, Arthropoda, Insecta, Lepidoptera, Nymphalidae. The record is from the annotation of a GenBank genome assembly.
AUGGCUGAAUUGAUAUCCAUACCACUUAAAAAACCUUCAGACGUAGAUAUUAUUAAGCCUUUGAAAAACUUAAUACAAUCUACAUAUAGUGAUAGCAAUGAAGACUUCAGCGAAGCCAUUAAUGAGCUAAGCCGGCUAAGGAAUAACGCUAUUUGGAAAGUGUCAGAGCUCGACGCUAUUUACAGUUACUAUGAUCAACUUGUCUCUCUGGAGAGCAAAAUACCCCCACAGGAGGUGCAGAUCCCUUUUAAAUGGAAGGAUGCGUUUGAUAGAGGAUCUUUGUUUGGCGGCCGGAUGAGUUUAACAAUAAGUUCCCUAGCUUAUGAAAGGGUUUGUAUCCUGUUUAACAUAGCAGCUAUGCAAAGUAUUAUUGCAGCACAACAGCCUCUAGACACUGAAGAUUCCCUCAAACUUGCAGCUAAGCUAUUACAGCAAUCGGCAGGCAUAUUUGCAUAUCUGAAGGAGAAUGUGAUGAUGGCAGUGCACCAGGAGACUACACCUGACCUCAACCCUGAAACUUUAAAUGCAUUGUCACAGCUGAUGCUGGCACAGGCGCAGGAGGUCAUUGUGUACAAGUGCAUAAAAGAUGAGAUGAAGGACAGCAUGGUAGCAAAGGUAUGCUCACAGUGCGAAGAGCUGUACGUGGACGUGGUGCGCUUGCUGCAGAAGGAAUCCCUGCGCCACCUGUGGGACCGCGACUGGGUGCCCGCCUUGCAAGUGAAGCAGGAGGUGUUUCGCGGGCUGACGCACUACUUCCAGGCGCAAGUGUGCCGCGCCGGCAAGGCGGUGGGCGAGGAGAUCGCGCGGCUGGCGGCGGCGGCGCACGCGCUGCGCGGCCUGCGCGCCGGUGGCCCGCUGGGCGACGUGCCCACGCGCGUGGCGCGCCAGCUGGCGGCGGCGCAGCGUGACAAUGACUUCAUCUACCACGAGCGCGUGCCCGACGCGCUCGCGCUCGAGCCCGUGGCGCGCGCGCGCGUGGCCGCCGCGCUGCCGCCGCCGCCGCGCUGGGCCGCCGCGCCCGACCUGUUCGAUAAGCUGGUGCCCAUGGCGGUGCACCAGGCGCUGCAGGCGAGCGCCGCGCGCCGCGCCGACCUCGUCACCGCGGAGGUGAACAAGCUGCGCGAAGCCACGCAGCUGCUCAACAGCAUCCUGGCGUCGCUGAACCUGCCGGCGUGCAUCGAGGAGGACGGCGGCGCGGGACUGCCGGAGAGCAUUCGCGAGAAGGCGGCGGCGGUGCGCGCGGCGGGCGGGCUGCCGGCGCUGCGCCGCCUGGUGGCCGAGCUGCCCGAGCUGCUGCAGCGCAACCGUGACAUCCUCAGCGAGGCCGAGCGCCUGCUGCGCGAGGAGGCCGACGCUGACGCGGCGCUGCGCGCGCAGUUCGGCGCCCGCUGGACGCGCACGUCCUCCGACCAGCUCACGGAGGCCUUCCGCGCCAACGCCGCCAAGUACUCGCAAAUCAUCGACAAUGCCGUUCGCGCCGACGCUAUAGUGCAGCAGAAGUUCCAGCAGCACGAGCAGAACAUCGAGCUGCUGAGCCGCAGCGACGGCGAGAUCGACGCGGGCGUGCCCAGCGCGCCGGAGGCAAGCGCGGGCGACGACGCGGCGCUGCCGCAGCUGCGCGCACUCAUGGCGCAGGUGGAGGAGCUGAAGGCGGAGCGCGACGCGCUGGAGGCCGAGCUGAAGGACGCCACGGUGGACCUGCGCGCGCGCUUUUUGGAGGCGCUGGCGGCCGACGGCGCCGUGGACGAGCCCGCGCUGUCGGCGGCCGCGCUGGGCGCCGCGCUGGCGCCGCUGCAGCGCCGCGCCGCCGCGUCGCGCGCGCGCCAGGACGCGCUGGCGGCCGAGCUGCAGCGCGCGCACGCCGCGCUCAUGGCGGCGCGCGGUGGCGCCAGCGGCCGCGACCACGCGCUGGGCCGCCUCUGCGCCGCCUACGACGCCUACCAGGACCUCACCGGCAACCUCAAGGAGGGCGUCAAGUUCUACAACGACCUCACGCAGUUGCUGGUAGCAUUCCAAAACAAAGUGUCAGAUUUUUGCUUCGCGCGCAAAACUGAAAAAGAUGAGCUGUUGAAGGACCUCACGCAGGAGGCGUCGCGCGCGUCCCCGCGGCCCGCGCCGGCGCCGCCGCAGCACCACGCCGCCGCCGCCGAGCCCGAGCUGGUGGCCAAGCGGGAGCCCCCGCCGCGCCCGCCGCCGCCCGCGACCUCCGGCGCACAGCCCGCCCCCGCCCUGCCCUACCCCUCCCAGCCGCAAGGCAUGCCGCUGCCGUACGGCGCGCCCGCGGCGCCCUACGCGAUGUACGCGCCCGUGCCGGCGAUGUACAACCCGUACGCCACGCUGCCCUACCCGCACCACGCGCGCGCGCCGCCCUACCAGCCCUACCAGUACCCCGCGCCGCCCGGCGCCUACCCGCAGCCGCCGCCCGCCGGCUACAACCCCUACCAGCAACCGCCGCAGCAG